CACAGUUAGACAAAAUUAGCGGGAAAUUGAAAAACAUGGGGUCAUAUCUUUCAAAGCCGAUAACAAAAAAAAUCUCGACUCACGAGAUAGGAAAGAAUGUGGUGUUUGGCGCGAGUUCUAUGCAAGGAUGGAGAGACAGUCAAGAGGAUGCUCACAAUUGCUGCAUAAACUUUGAUCGCAAUGCCUCAUUAUUUGCUGUUUAUGAUGGCCAUUGUGGUCAUGAAGUUGCUCAUUAUUGUUCCCAAAAGUUGCCUCAAUUUAUCAAGGAAACCGAUGCUUAUAAACGUGGUGAUGUUGGUCAAGCCUUGAUUGAUGCUUUCCUCGGUUUUGAUGCGACGCUUAAAAAACCAGAAAUCAUAAAAAUUCUGAAAAAAAUAGCAAAAACAAAAGUAUCUGAUACUGACACAGUUGAAACAUGCGAUUCCGAUAAAGUCAGUGAAGUUACUGUUGAUAAAAAAGAAGUAAAGUCAGAAUUGCCUAAAAGUUCCGAAGAUGUUGAUGAACAAAUAUCAUCAAAAGUUGAGGCUGAAGUUAAUGGUAAAAAUGAAUCAAGUUGUGAUAUCAAUGACGAUGAUGAUGAUGAAGCUGAAAAUAAGUACAUCUCAUCUAAAAAACCAGGCUCAACGUCAGGUUGUACUGCUGUUGUUGCACUUCUUCAUGGUGAAAACUUGUAUGUUGCAAAUGCUGGUGAUUCGAGAUGUGUCUUAUGUCGUGAUGGUAAAGCACUUGAGCUCAGUUUGGAUCAUAAACCUACAGAUACAGAAGAAAGCAAAAGAAUUUAUAAAGCUGGUGGUGUAGUAACUUGGCAGGGAAGAAUCAAUGGCAAUCUCAAUCUUUCAAGAGCAAUUGGUGAUCAUAAAUACAAACAAAAUACAGAACUUCCACCUGAAGAUCAAAUGAUUUCAGCACUUCCUGAUAUUAGACAUAUUUUAAUUGAUCCAAAAAGAGAUGAAUUUCUUAUCUUGGCUUGUGAUGGAAUUUGGAAUUGUAUGUCUAGUUCUGAAGUAGUGAAGUUCGUCAAAGAGAGAAUCAAUGAUGCUGGAGAUAAUAUUUCCAAAGUUUGUGAAGAGCUUUUUGACCAUUGCUUAGCUCCAGACUCACUUGGUGACGGCACAGGCUGUGACAAUAUGACAGCAAUCAUUGUUAAAUUCAAAAAUUUAACACCGAUUCCCGAAAAUAAUAUUGACAAUAACGAAGUUGAAGGUACAAACAAGAAAGAAAUAAAUCUAUAA
Messenger RNA from Aphidius gifuensis, 1232 nucleotides. Its product is annotated as probable protein phosphatase CG10417. The record is from RefSeq and is a predicted model, not a curated record. The coding region runs from base 36 to 1232 and encodes 398 amino acids. The transcript is spliced from 3 exons. NCBI's taxonomy places the organism in Eukaryota, Metazoa, Arthropoda, Insecta, Hymenoptera, Braconidae. Gene Ontology annotation, biological process: protein dephosphorylation. Gene Ontology annotation, molecular function: protein serine/threonine phosphatase activity.